AUGGUAGAUGCAGCAGUCGGCUUCGCUCUGAAAGAAAUCCACAUUUUAAUUUCCGAACAAGGAAAGCUCUUAUGCGGCGUUGGGAGCGCAGUGGAGGCGCUCGAGACGCAGCUGAAAGAGAUGAAGUAUCUCCUCGAAGACGCUGACACAAGGCGACACCAAAGCAAAACCAUCACCAACUGGAUCGCCGAGAUCAGAGCUCUCGCAUACAGAGCCGAAGCCGCCAUUGAAAUGCACUCCGCCCAAGCCUCUUCACGAGGCCUCAAAAAUCUCAUCAUCAGAUACUCUUGCAUCCUCGCAGAAUGCUACUCUCUCCGCCAACUAGCGGUUGAGAUCUCAGACAUCGAAUCCAAGCUCGAACAUAUCAACAAGGAGAUGCAAGAAAGCGGCAUAAAAAGGAGCAUCAUUGAUCAUACAAGGGAAACCUCAUCUUCCUCCGACAUCACGAGGAAAACCUUCCCCAAUUUUGAGAUGGACGAGUGCUUUGUCGGGAAGGAGGAUGACCUGAAGCGGCUGGUUUCAGUGGUGGCGGACGACAAAGAAGUGCAUCGGGUUGUAUCAGUGUGGGGGAUGGGUGGUAUAGGCAAGACGGCCAUUGUGAAAAGGGUGUACAACCGAAUAAUUGAGGCCAAGAAGGGUGGCUUUGAAUGUUUCGCGUGGUUUUGCGUGACUCAGCAAUGUCGGGUUCGGUCGGUUUUGGAGGGAGUGCUGAAGCAGCUGAAUCCGAAGAGGAAGGAAGGGGUUUGGAGUAUGAAUGUGGAGGAGAUGAUUGAGCAGCUGUGUGAGAUACAAAGGUGUAAGCGAUGCCUGGUUGUUUUGGACGAUGUUUGGGAGAUUAGGGAUUGGGAGGAGUUGAAGCAUGCCUUUUAUGUCCGAGAUUUGCGGAGCAAGAUUUUGGUGACGACGAGGAAAAGGGAUGUUGCGGAGAUUGGAUUUCCGGUUGAAGUUGGGCUUCUCAAUGUGGACGAUGCUUGGGAAUUGCUCAAGAAGAAAACAUUCCCUCAUGGGAACACUCCAGAAUUUAUAACCGAAUCUGUCGAAAAAAUUGGGAAAGAAAUGGUAGGGAAAUGCGGCAAUUUGCCGCUAGCAAUUUGUUUACUUGGUGGGAUAUUGAGAAAGAAAAACUCAUUAAGGGAUUGGGAGUCGGUAAAUGAGAAGUUCAAUGUAGUUCUAUAUUGCGGCCACGACAAAAGGGACAAUGAGAUUGAUGGAGUGGUAAAUUUAAGCUAUGAAAACCUACCCUAUUAUUUGAAACCGUGCUUUCUCUAUUUGGGUAUAUUCAAAGAGGACGAAAGCAUAGAUGUUAAUCGUGUAUAUGGGAUGUGGAUAGCACAAGGCAUGAUUUCGAAUGAGAGUAUUCGACAAAAGGAUGAAAAUUUAAUGGACGUCGCAGAGCUCUACUUAAGCGAGCUGGCCUCGACGUCCCUUGUCCAAGUUGAAACAACUGAGGAUUAUCUUGCACCCACAAGAAAAUUUGAUACAUGCAAGCUUCAUGAUGUAGUAAGGGAACUAUGUCUUAAAAUAGGAGAAAAUGAGGGCUUUGGUGUGGAGAUUUCCGAGUUUAAAGAUGGGAGGUUUAGUACCAUACCACGAGUAGCACGACAUAUGUCGAUCUAUUUCAAAAAUAAACACAACCGUCUUAUAAACUCUGAUCGUAGAGAAGAACACCUUAGCAAACAUUUAAGAUCUCUUCGAAUACUCAAUGAUGUAACAUGGGAUGCCAUUGAAUUUGGUGUUAUUGAAUUUCCACCACAAAGUAUAGUUGGAUUCAAGAAAUACAAAUUUCUAAGGGAGCUAGUUAUCGAGUCAUUCAAAUUUGAAGGAGGGAAGUUACCAAAAGGAAUCACGGAUCUUCUUCUCCUUCGAUGUAUUCGUUUGCAGCAUUGUGUUCUUGAUAAGCUACCGUCGUCUAUAAGAAAUUUGGUCUACUUGGAUACCAUCGAUUUAGUUGGUUCAUGGAACGUUCGAGUACCAAAUGUUUUGAAUGAGUUGUUUCGAUUGAAACACUUGUUCCUCCCUCCUUAUGAGAAGGACCACAAGGUUGUAAAUCAUCGGUUGAGAUUGGCCGAGGGUGUAGGUGAGUUGGAGAGCCUGGUAGGGUUCAACAGCACUGUCCAUGAAUUAAAAUGUGCUACAACAAUCAAGAAUCUCAGGGCUUUUUCAGCAGAAAUACACGACAACGAAAGCUUGUUAGUUAUUCUCAAUGCCAUCGCUACAAGCUGGAACAAGUUACAGAUAUGUGUUGUUGAGAUUGAAGAGGGCUGCCGGCUAAAAGGUGAGGAAGGGCUGAUGGAGUUAUUGCUUACAUGUCCUAAUCUUUAUUACUUGAGAAUAUCCGUUGAGACGGAACAAUGCUUGCCGGUGAGUAGCGACUUCAUUAGGUCAAGGCUUGUGCGGUUGCACUUGUUGAGCUCUGGGAUUGAGCAUGAUCCGAUGGGGAUAUUGGGAAAGCUUCCUUGCUUGGUUGAACUGUGUUUGAGAUGGGGAUCGUUUGUUGGGGAGAAGAUGAUGUGUCGUGAAUCCGAUUUUCAUCGCCUCAAGAGGCUUGAGCUUACAGGUUUGCCAAGGUUGAGGGAGUGGAGGGUGGAGCGAGGAGCUAUGCCUCUCCUUUAUGAGAUCGAGUUUGAUAAUUGUCCGGAUUUGGAGAUGGUUCCGGAUGGAUUGAGAUGGAUUUCUAGUCUUAAAAGAGUCACGGUUUUUAACAUGCCAGGGUUGGGAAAGAGGGUUUUGGAAUCAGGAGAGGAUUUCCACAAAAUUAGCCAUGUCCCUUCGAUUAAUGUCAUCCAUGACUAG
Messenger RNA from Salvia splendens (bonfire salvia), 2793 nucleotides. Its product is annotated as probable disease resistance protein At1g58602. The coding region runs from base 1 to 2793 and encodes 930 amino acids. The transcript is spliced from 2 exons. Gene Ontology annotation, biological process: defense response to other organism. NCBI's taxonomy places the organism in Eukaryota, Viridiplantae, Streptophyta, Magnoliopsida, Lamiales, Lamiaceae. Gene Ontology annotation, molecular function: ADP binding. The record is from RefSeq and is a predicted model, not a curated record.